Nannochloropsis gaditana CCMP526 is the source of this 884-nucleotide messenger RNA. RefSeq names its product nucleoredoxin-like protein 2. The coding region runs from base 38 to 805 and encodes 255 amino acids. The transcript is spliced from 3 exons. Gene Ontology annotation, biological process: photoreceptor cell maintenance; sensory perception. The record is from RefSeq and is a predicted model, not a curated record.
CAGGUGCUUCCCCGCAGGAGGAAGAAUUCCCUACCCGAUGGCGUCCAUCAAGAGCCCCAAGCGGAGCCCAACAGCAAGCACGUUUGCGAGUUAUAGCGGUCUUAAGAACAGUCUCACGCUCAAGCUAGUGUUCCUGGCCAUGUGUGCAUGUGCCUUGGUGGCUGCCGUACACUCUCCGGAAGACGAUGGCGUCGAUGUGAUAGGCACUGCAUUGCGAGGGGAUCAUGGACCUCGCCAAGCAAAUAUAAUGGAACCUUCUGCCCUUGCCGUGGCGGCACCCCCAGUUGCGGAGGUGCCGCCCGGCCCGGCUCAAGACAUCACCCCUGAACCCCCCCUUCUGUUCCCCGCGGAUGCGCAGCUCCAAGAUUUGACAGGCGCCCUCGUCAAUGCGAACGAGGCGCUGGCCAAUCGGUCGGUCGGUUUGUAUUUUGGGGCAGGCUGGUGCAGUAUGACCCGCGCGGCAAAUCCAGGAGUGGCGGCGUUUCUGAGGCCCAGAGAGUCGGAGGGCGUGACGCUGGUCUUCGUCUCCUCAGACACGAAUGCGGAGUCGCUCAAUGAGCAGCAAGCAUCCAACUUGUGGCCCUUUGCCGUCCCCUUCGACAGCCCCCUCCGCCUGUCUCUCAAGGAGUUGUACGGCGUAUGGUCAAGCCUGGAGGUUGGGAAAAUUCCUGGCAAGAGGCGAUCGGCAAUUCCGACAGUGAUGGUCGUGGGGAAGGAUGGAACGGAGCUUGCGCGGUUGGAAGUGGGUGCGCGGGGUAUAAGUGAGCUGGACCGAUGGAAUUACUUGGAAUGGAAGUGGGAGUGAAGUGAAUGAAGGAACUGGGAAUUGGAAGCACGACUACCCAACAGGAAUCACGAUAUGAAGGAAGGAAUUCAGAAAAAUA